UGGUAGCUGACAGCCGCCAUAUAGCCUACUAGCUUCCUAGCACAUUAUCUGGGAAAGGUGUUUGAGAAAAAGCUGUGUAUUCAGGGUGAUACUAAAUGUAAUUCUAAGUGUAAAUGUAAAAUAAUAUCGCAUUUGGGAUUCUUCUUGGCCAGUGUGUGUGUGUGUGUGUGUGUGUGUGUGUGUGUGUGUGGCACAGGUUUGCAGCAGGACAUGGCUAGCUGGUGAUGCUUGAUGCUGACUAGCUGUAAUACUCCAGGGUUUAGGUCCAUUGAUAAAAGUUUAUAAGGCUGCAUUCUCAUGGCGGCAACCUCCCAGCUGUUUCGGGUAAUCCAUAGCAGGGGGUUUGGUCGUACUUGUUUGCCAUCCGUUUUGUGCCAAACCUGCUUCCAACUCCAUCAUCCAUGCACCAGUGUCUACCAACCAAAUGCAGCUUCAGAUCCAAUUCAGCCCCUGUUGCGGAGCUACAGGACAUCCGCUGCACGGCUCACGUACUACCUCACACCACCUCAGGUGAACAGCAUCCUGAAAGCCAAUGAAUACAGCUUCAAAGUGCCUGAGUUUGAUGGCAAAAACCUCAGCUCGGUCAUGGGGUUCGAUAGUAAUCAACUCCCAGCCAAUGCACCUAUCGAGGACCGGCGCAGUGCAGCGACGUGCUUGCAGACACGUGGCAUGCUCUAUGGUGUCUUUGAUGGGCAUGCAGGCUGUGCCUGUGCCCAGGCAUUGAGCGAGAGGCUCUUCUACUACAUAGCCGUGGCCAUGCUGCCGCACGAAACACUUGCCGAGCUGGAGAACGCCGUGGAGAGCGGCCGGCCACUUCAGCCCAUCCUGCAGUGGCACAAGCACCCAAAUGACUACUUCAGCCGCGAGGCGUCACGCCUCUAUUUCAACAGCUUGCGCACGUACUGGCAGGAACUGCUGGACCUGAGCACACCUGGAGAACACCCUGUCAUUUCUGAAGUGUUGGUGAACGCCUUCAAACGCCUAGACAAUGACAUCUCUUUGGAGGCACAGGUGGGGGAUGCCAAUUCCUUCCUGCACUACUGGGUGUUAAGUGUGGCCUUCUCAGGUGCCACGGCAUGCGUGGCACACAUAGACGGUGCUGACUUGCACGUGGCAAAUGCGGGUGAUGGCCGUGCUGUUCUGGGUGUGCAGGAGCCCGAUGGCUCGUUCUCGGCACUGACCCUCUCCAAUGACCACAAUGCACAGAAUGAGGCCGAGGUUCAACGCGUACGUUCUGAGCACCCUCACUCUGAGGCCAAGACAGUGGUGAGGCAGGACAGGCUGCUAGGUCUCCUCAUGCCGUUUCGUGCAUUCGGUGAUGUCAAGUUCAAGUGGAGUGUGGAACUGCAGCGGCGCGUGCUGGAGUCCGGCCCAGACCAACUUCACGAGAACGAGCACGCCAAGUUUGUGCCGCCCAACUACUACACACCACCGUACCUGACAGCUGAGCCUGAGGUGACGUAUCACCGGCUUCGGCCACAAGACCGCUUCUUGGUGCUUGGUUCGGAUGGAUUGUGGGAGACGCUGCACCGGCAGGAGGUCGUGCGUAUCGUGGGCGAGCACCUGACUGGAGUGCGCCAGCAGCAACCCAUCAGUGUGGGCGGCUACAGGGUCACCCUGGGCCAAAUGCAGGGUCUUCUGCAGGAGAGGAAGGCACGUGUCUCCUCCACGUUUCAAGACCAGAACGCAGCCACGCACCUGAUCCGCCACGCUGUAGGCAAUAAUGAAUUUGGCAUGGUGGAUCACGAGAGGCUUUCCAAGAUGCUCAGCUUGCCAGAGGAGCUAGCACGCAUGUACAGAGAUGAUAUCACCAUCAUUAUAGUGCAAUUUAACCCACACGUCAUAGGAGCUCAGCAGAACUGAAUGUACUCUUUAUUUCUUUGUUUCUGUUACACUGCUUUUGUAAACACUCAUGAAUAGAUGAUGAGCAAGAUGGUAGUGGCGGGGGUGGUGUGUGUGUGUGUGUGUGUGUGUGUGUGUUGGGGGGUGUUAACAUAUCAUGCUGUAUUAUCAUAUUUAUGCACCAUAAUCACAAUUCUGUCUGCAGUUGUCUGAGUUCCUCAGUACAGUGAAGGAAAAUAUGAGGAGUGAAAGAGAAAUUUGGGUUUAACUUGGAGAUGUCUGAGGAUGCUUUGUUGUUGGUUUGCAGUGUAUAUGCUUGUUUAAAAGAAAUUGCCUUAGUUUGUAUCAUUCAUGCUGCAUCCCAUUAACUUGAGCACUAAAGCCAAAAACUAAGGAAAGUGUUGACAUUUCAGUAUUGCCUACUACCGGAAAUGUUCAAAGUAAGUGUUAACUUUUCAGGUAAUAACACAUUGCUGUGAAAAAUAUUUAGAAUCCUGUAGCAAAACUCAUAUUUUAAAGAAUCCCAAAUUCUCAGCUGAAAAUGAUUAAUUAAUUAAGGAAAAGAUUGUUCAUUCAUUGUUCACAAAUUCGAAUUUUUUUUUUUUUUUUUUUUUUGCACCACUGUUGUCUGAGUACAUCUUCAAAAAAGCAACUUUUUCCUGUAGACUAAAGACAGAAGACACACAAUUCAAUUUUCAGUGCAUCCUUGCAUUAAGAGGGAUAAAGACUAAUUGUGUGUUUGAUCAGUUUAAUCAGACUAUCAGUAGUAAAAGCCUGAUUGUGAUCAUCAUGAUCUUAAUCAUAAAGAUGUCUUUGAGAUACUGGACAUGGUGCAGGUCGUUUGUGCAGUAGCUUAAUAAUAAGCAACUGAAUCCAUAUUGUUUUCCAAAUCAGUGACCAAAAAUGCAGUAUUUUAUUGAUACCCAUGAUUAUUACAAGCAGGAGCAAAGCAUUCAUAUCUGGUCCUGGUUGUAGUGUUGAGUAGAAUUCAUCAUUUCAUGGCCUGUGUCACUGAGGGAUAUUGGGUGCAGAUAGUUACUGAUGUUAACGAGGACACGAAAGUGAAUUGGUUUGUGUAUUUACGCAUGACUCUGUCUUUGCGUCUAUGCCACUGUGGUCAAUUAUGUAACGAAAUACAUUGUUUUAUAGACUGAACCUGCUUAGUCCACACUCUUCAAGUGAGACUUGUGUCGUGAGAGUUUAAAUGCACGCAGGCUGAUUGUAAUUUCUCUGACGCUUAUGGUGUGCAUUGUGACUGAAGACAACAAACGCCCAUCAGUCCAGUAAGUGUUACACUUCUGCUUGUCUGUAGAAGGUCAAAACGAAUGUAGCUUUGAUUUCCAGCUGAUAGCAUCAGCCUCACUCUUCUGCAGUAAAUACAAAUUUUAACAGCUUUUAGCGACACCUGCACGUAAACGACAUUUAAAUGCGAAUGAAACUACUAAUCAUCUUGUUUAACAACUUUUUCUAACACGUGGCCAACUUUAUGAAUUGUAUUAGCUUAUAGUGGCACAAGGGAGAUGGGAUACCUGUGAAAAUGUACGGUUAUUAAAAUGAUGAAAGCUAUCAUGGCCUUCCUGGUCAAAAUUCACUGAAAGGAGCAGGAAACAAGGCUAAAGAGAUACUUUUGUCCUUCAAAUUAAUGCACGCGUCCCUCCUCUCUCUGACGUUUGAUAUAUUAAAAGUAUAAGAUAUGUACAUAUUUAACUUGACAUGGUUAUCUUCAAAAUUGCAUGUCUCGUACCUUAUCUCUUGCAUUCGAUACAUUAAAUAUCCACAUCUGUAACAGGUAUAUUUAUAUGUAUAACUUAUACAUAUUUGUGUAUGAAUAUGGGAACUCUGGUAUUUUGUAUUUAAAUAUUUUAAUAAAACAUUAAAUACAACUAAUAAAUCUUUGAA
Molecule: messenger RNA, 3741 nt
Organism: Pangasianodon hypophthalmus (striped catfish)
Lineage: Eukaryota; Metazoa; Chordata; Actinopteri; Siluriformes; Pangasiidae
Gene: pdp1
Product: pyruvate dehydrogenase phosphatase catalytic subunit 1
Exons: 2
Coding region: 298-1863 (521 amino acids)
Biological process (GO): protein dephosphorylation
Molecular function (GO): cation binding; protein serine/threonine phosphatase activity
Source: RefSeq, a predicted model, not a curated record